CUGGCAACCGGCAACCCCCAACCACCGCCCAGAAUCGGGUUCCUUUGCAAAGCCGAACUCCCCGAGGAGGAACGGAACCGCAGCGAGGACUGAGGAGGAGAGCAAAAAAAAAAAAAAAAACAGCGGGUGCUCAUGCCGUCCGCCUCACUGGUUCUCCCCCACACAUAUCCAGAUCCGCAAGCUUCCUCCUGAUCCCUAACAGCUUCCUAUAUACGAUUCCACCACCUCGAGCUCGAGGCUUCCCACCGAUCGCUCGGGCACGAGAGAACCAAUCCGCCGAGGGAUUGGAGCCGCCCGCCAGCCAUGGCCGAGGUGACGAUUGUCCGCGCGGGGGCCGAGGAGGAGGAGGAGUCCACCCUUGAGCAGGGCCUCCUCGCUAGCCCGGAGGAAUCCAACCAACUUACGUACACUGGAGAUGGAUCUGUCGACUUUUCCGGGAACCCUGUUGUGAAGGAGAGAACUGGUAGAUGGAGGGCAUGCCCGUUUAUUUUAGGUAAUGAGUGCUGCGAACGGUUGGCCUACUAUGGAAUCUCUACAAACCUGGUUACAUACUUGACAAAGAAACUGCAUGAUGGCAAUUCUUCUGCUGCUAGCAAUGUAACUGCAUGGCAGGGAACAUGCUACUUGACUCCCCUUAUUGGAGCUAUACUGGCUGAUGCAUACUGGGGAAGGUAUUGGACAAUUGCAACAUUCUCCACAAUAUACUUCAUUGGGAUGGCUAUACUGACUAUGUCAGCAUCAGUUCCUACAUUCAUGCCUCCACCCUGUGAAGGGUCCUUUUGCCCAGAAGCAAAUCCUUUGCAGUAUACUGUAUUUUUUCUUGGGCUUUACCUAAUUGCGCUUGGUACUGGUGGUAUUAAGCCCUGUGUCUCAUCGUUUGGAGCAGAUCAAUUUGAUGAUACAGACCCAGUUGAGCGAAUCCAGAAGGGAUCUUUCUUUAACUGGUUCUAUUUUUCAAUAAACAUCGGUGCUCUUAUAUCAAGCAGUUUUCUUGUUUGGGUGCAAGACAACAUAGGAUGGGGAAUAGGCUUUGCCAUUCCAACAAUUUUCAUGGGGCUGGCCAUCAUAAGUUUCUUUGCUGGAACAUCGCUUUAUAGGUUCCAAAAGCCAGGUGGCAGUCCUAUUACACGAGUAUGCCAGGUGGUUGUUGCCUCCUUGCGCAAGUGGAACAUACAUGUUCCAGAGGACAGCUCUCUCUUGUAUGAAUUACCUGAUGGGGUUUCAGCAAUUGAAGGGAGUCGGCAACUGGAGCAUACCGAUGAACUCAGAUGUCUGGACAAAGCUGCUACAAUUACUGAUCUUGAUGUGAAAGCAGAUAGUUUCACAAACCCAUGGCGAGUAUGCACUGUGACUCAGGUGGAAGAGCUGAAGAUAUUGGUAAGAAUGUUCCCUGUCUGGGCGACGACUAUUGUGUUUUCUGCUGUCUAUGCUCAGAUGUCCACCAUGUUUGUUGAGCAAGGAAUGAUGCUUGAUACAUCAGUAGGUCCAUUCAAGAUUCCUCCAGCAUCUCUAUCUACCUUUGAUGUGGUAAGUGUCAUUAUAUGGGUCCCUCUCUAUGACAGUAUCCUGGUUCCAAUGGCUAGGAGGUUCACUGGCAACCCGAGAGGCUUUACCGAGUUGCAGAGGAUGGGCAUUGGCUUGGUGAUCUCUAUCUUAUCAAUGGCUGCAGCUGCAGUCCUUGAGAUUAAAAGGUUGGAGAUUGCCAGGGCUGAACAUUUGGUGGACCAAAAUGUUCCAGUUCCAUUGAAUAUCUGCUGGCAAAUUCCUCAGUAUUUCUUGGUUGGUGCCUCAGAGGUGUUCACAUUUGUUGGGUCACUUGAGUUCUUCUAUGAUCAAUCACCAGAUGCCAUGAGGAGCCUCUGCAGCGCACUACAGCUCCUCACAACAGCGCUUGGGAAUUAUCUCAGUGCAUUCAUUUUGACAUUGGUUGCGUACUUCACAACAAGAGGGGGAAAUCCUGGUUGGAUUCCUGAUAACUUGAAUGAAGGGCAUCUAGAUUAUUUCUUCUGGCUGCUUGCUGGGCUCAGUUUUCUGAACUUUGUGAUUUAUAUCUUCUGCGCAAACAAGAUGUGGUGUUGCAGCGGCGCCGAGGAGGAGCUCCACGGCGCGCCGGCGGCCAGCCCGGCGGUGCCGCCGCCACGAGCGCCAGGGCCGCCGAGAGGGCCGAACGCCCCGAGAGCCGGCGGCGCGCCGGCGAAGGUGCUGCCGAUCGACGUCCCAGCCGUCCCGCUGUCGGAGCUCAACCGGCUCACCGGCAACUUCGCCGACAGGUCGCUGGUCGGAGAGGGCUCCUACGGCCGCCUGUACCGCGCAACGCUGAGCACCGGCGAGGCCGCCGCCGUCAAGAUGUUCGACAACGGCGGCUCCGGCCAGUCGGAGGCCGAAUUCUGCGCGCAGCUGUCCGUGGUGUCUAGGCUCAAAUGCGACCACUUCACCCAGCUGCUGGGCUACUGCCUGGAGCUCAACAACCGCAUCGUGAUCUACGAGUUCGCCACCAGAGGCUCCCUCUACGACAUCCUGCACGGGAAGAAGGGGGUGAAGGGCGCGGAGCCAGGGCCGGUGCUGACGUGGGGGCAGCGGGCCCGGAUCGCGUACGGCGCGGCGAGGGGGCUGGAGUACCUGCACGAGCGCGCGCAGCCGGCGAUCAUCCACCGCGACGUCCGCUCCAGCAACGUGCUCGUCUUCGACGGCUUCGACGCCAAGAUCGGCGACUUCAACCUCACCAACCAGUCGCCGGACUCCGCCGCCCGCCUCCACUCCACCAAGGUCCUCGGCACCUUCGGCUACCACGCGCCAGAGUAUGCAAUGACAGGACAAUUGACACAAAAGAGCGAUGUUUACAGCUUCGGUGUCGUUCUUCUCGAGCUUUUGACAGGGAGGAAGCCUGUGGAUCACACCAUGCCCAAGGGGCAGCAGAGCUUGGUUACCUGGGCUACUCCAAGGCUAAGCGAGGAUAAGGUUAAGCAGUGCGUGGAUCCCAAGCUGAACGAGGAGUACCCACCAAAAGCAGCGGCCAAGCUCGCGGCGGUGGCGGCGCUGUGCGUCCAGUACGAGGCUGAUUUCAGGCCCAACAUGACGAUCGUCGUCAAGGCUCUGCAGCCCCUCAUCAGUGCCCGUCCAGGAGAUCAUUAGCUUUGAUUCAGAGAUGAUGAUGUUUUUAUUGGUAAUACUAUUCGUUGCUAAUCUAGCGAUGGCAAUUCAGUUUAAUUGUUUAUUCGCUAUUCGAUGCAUUAAUUAGCUAUUUAAGUGUACUGUCCAGCAUACUUUGUCAUCCUUGUAUCGGGACAUUGUCAUCGAGAUGUUGUAACUAGAGUGGUCUACAGUGACAUGGUCCAUGCACUUGGUCUACAAAUAUGUAAUGCAAGAGUAUAUAAUAUGAG
Molecule: messenger RNA, 3380 nt
Organism: Oryza brachyantha (malo sina)
Lineage: Eukaryota; Viridiplantae; Streptophyta; Magnoliopsida; Poales; Poaceae
Product: protein NRT1/ PTR FAMILY 8.3-like
Exons: 12
Coding region: 304-3132 (942 amino acids)
Biological process (GO): transmembrane transport; protein phosphorylation; oligopeptide transport
Cellular component (GO): membrane
Molecular function (GO): protein tyrosine kinase activity; ATP binding; transmembrane transporter activity
Source: RefSeq, a predicted model, not a curated record